UCAGUAGCAGGAGCCAUUUCUGACUGUUACCUGUUGGACAAAUGUGCAUAUUAUUUAAUAAAGUACUCUGACGGCUGCCGACUGUGUCAACACACACUGAACAUUGAGGAGACAUGGAAGCUGUGCUGGGAUUGAUGGUGAUCCUACUGGGAGUGUCUCAUGGUGUGGAAACUUACUGUGAUGGCAGACAGGAUGGAGCUCAGUGUUAUGGAGCUUUGGGAGGAACUGUGGACAUCCAGCUCAUGGACAGCACCUCAGAAAUACCUAGAUACCAACUGUUCAAGAAUUCAUCAAGAAUACUAAAUUGGAUAAAUAAUAAGGUUACUUCUAAUACCAUGGCACAUAGAUCUAGCUUUUUCCCCAGUAAUCGAACAUUUAGGAUCAAUAACCUGAGCAGGACAGACAGUGGUAAAUAUACCCUUAAAAUCUUUGGUUCAGAUGGAGCAUCAUCAAGCGUGCGGACUUUACAGUUGUUCAUUCAAGCUCCUGUGUCCUCUGUCCUGCUGGUCUCUGAGUGUCUGUCCCAGGAAGAGAUGAGGGUGUCCUGCUCCUCUGAAGGAGGGGACAGUCCUCAGUAUAGCUGGGCUCUGGAUGGACGCACACUGACAGAUGCUGAGCUCCUUUCUGGAAAUAAUGAGACUAACAACAUCACUCUGAAACAGCAAGUCUCAGGACAUCUGGUCUGCUCAGUGAGAAAUCAUGUCAAUAGUGUCUCCAAAGAACAGAAGACCUGUAGCUUCAUUAACUGUACCUCAAUCAAUGGGACACAGAUAUUAGGGUGGGUGCAUGCAGACAGUAACAGCCUGUGUAUUGAACCAACAACUGAACCUACACCAGUCACACCAACUGCAGUGGGUACUUCCUGGUUCAUAUUUGGUUUGAAAGCCGCUGUGGUAAUUCUGUCAUUAAGUGGGAUUUGGAUCUGGUUCACUUGGAAGAAAAAAACAAUAUUGGAAGGCCCUGCUGUCCCAGAAAAGGUGGAAUCUCCAGAUAACUCUGUUUUAAUGAUUGAAACGAGUCCUUGCUCCAACACCUAGUGUCACCUUUCACCUGCU
Maylandia zebra (zebra mbuna) is the source of this 1055-nucleotide messenger RNA. RefSeq lists its product as uncharacterized. Gene Ontology annotation, cellular component: membrane. NCBI's taxonomy places the organism in Eukaryota, Metazoa, Chordata, Actinopteri, Cichliformes, Cichlidae. The record is from RefSeq and is a predicted model, not a curated record.